AUUAACAUUGACGUAACUUAAACAAGAGAAGUCUAAGACGUUUCGCCUCUCAAAUGUGUAUUUCUAUUGAGUUUACUUUAGUUUAUAUUAAUAUGAUUGUGAGUUUAGCGUUUGGCUAAUGUUAUUAAUCAAUUUUUUAUGUUUACUAUAUCUAAUGGUGCCCACCGAAUGUUACACUAUAUCUAAAAGCAAUAUAAACAAUAAUAGAUUGGAUGAUGGGAUUGGCAAUUUCAAUCUCUUCGACGACGCAACACAUCAAUUGGCAGUACGUGACCGUAAAACUUCGUUUAAACACAAAAAAAUAAAACACGAAACGCAAAAUGAAGCUUUAUCAAGGAAAACUACAAGAAACAGUGAAAUUGUUUAUGAUAACACUGAACUAAGACCUAAUUUGAAUCGCAACGCAAAAACUAAAAGAAACCUAGGUGUAUUUUGGAGAAAACUAAAACCAAAAAAUCACAAAUCCAAAAUUAAAACUACAGUUAAAACUUCAAUAAAAAACUUUACAAAUAAUUAUAAUAUUAGCAGACUAACAUCUAGUGUUGCUCAAAACCAAAUGCUCAAAUUUACUAAGAAAAAAAGAGAUAUUCACACUAGAUUAACAACAUGGAGACAUCACAGUAAAAAUCAUACAGCAACACAUAAACACGCUAACAAAACUCAAAAGACUACAACCAGAAAACAAACUUCGAGAGUAGAUGAAAAUCUUCAUAACGUACUUGCAAAUUUAACAACAAAGCUGUAUAAACUAAAAGAGAAAUACGGAAUCUACAACGAAGAAAUUGGAAUACCAGCAACAGAUGCAUCAACGACUAAAUUGAUGCAGUUGAGUGAUGAUGAAAAUUUUGGAACAGCAGAAAUCGAGGCCUUGCUGGACGAUAUGAGGAGUAAAGCUAUUUCAACGAUGGCGGAACAAAAUCCGGGCGUUACCGAUUUAAUAACCAGCUCUGUUACUGAGGCUACCUUUAAAUCUGAUCCUCUGUUGAAAAAUCUAGAAAUUAUUCCCGGUCUUGCCUUAAGCACUUUAGUUUUCGCCAACAAAGGAGCUAAUCUCAAUGAAACGGUGGGAAUUGGUUCAACUGAAUCACAUGACGUCAGAGCUAGAUCAGUAAAAGAUGAGGCUCUCUCGACCGCACAGAAGAUAGAAGAUAAGAUACAGAAAGGAUUUAAAGGUUUUUGCAAGAAAUUGAAGAAGAAAGUUACACGUGAUUUUCGUAAAAAUGAUUUACAAUCAACGUUAAGGAAUCCAAAAAAACAUCACACUCCUAAGCUCGUACCAACAUCGUCAGUAUCCCAUACUGUUCCAACGACUACGCCUAAAACUCAUACAUACAGCGCUCCAAGUCCUAUCCUACAGCCUAGUAAGUUUGCACGGAAAAAUCGUGAAAUGAAAUACAAUGACUACAACAAAUAUGUUAAUAAUUAUAAAGCUGGUACCCCACCAGCGAUGGAUGAUGCCUCUAUGCUGCCUGUUUACGAGAGAAUGCUUGAGAAAAGCCAAGAAAACAACAUAAUGAAUAUACUCGCGACAAAAGACAACAUUGAUAGAAUUAAACGAACUAAAAACGAUAUAGAAGUCACGAAAAGUAAUAAAAAUGCUAACGUUGAAUUAUAUGAAUAUGGCGAACAGAUGCCUGAUGAUUUAUAUUAUAAUAUGGAUAAAGCAGAGACAACGAGCACGGAUAACGAUGCUCCUAUGAACUACGAUGAUGUGACAUCUCCGAAUUACGAUAUGAACAAUGUCGAUAACGAUGUUGGUACUUCGACAGCUCAGCCGGUACCAGAGGACACGAGCUACGAAGGACUGUCCGACAAAAUAUCGUACAAAGCAUACGUUAACGGUUACAAGCAUUAUCUGAACUUUCAAAGGGAGCAGGGCAAUCAAAACUUUUCAGACAUGAUCAAAUACCAAGCGCAUAGGCAUCACAAUGUGGACGAUAUAGGAAAAUACAUUUUGAACAAAAUACCGGAAUUGCCACGCGUCAAGAGAUUCUUUGAUGAUACCGAUAUUGAAGACCAAGAUUCUUCGACGAAAAGCGACGAAUCGUGGUUCAGAAAGCAUUUUUACAUAUUCAUCGACAAUAAUCCCCCGAAAAAAUAUCACACCUCCGAAACUGUCUCAUUGAAAUCGCCCACGACUGAAAAACUGGUUACCUGUCAACGUAAAAACUUGUCUGAAUUGGAACUUAAAGAUAGAGUGAAGCUAGAUCUAGAUAAAGAUAAGGACGAUACUGAAGAUUUUAAUUUGGAUGAGCUUGAGAAAUCUUUGGAGAGUGAUUCGAUCGCGAAGUCAACGGCAGAAAAAAGCACAACAAAAGAAGCCGCCACCGAAGACCAUCUUAAUAAAGACAACACUGAUGAAAUAACGUCACAGAAAUUUCUGGACAAGUUAUUCAGAUUGAAUAGAAAGACGACCAGAGAUGAUUUAAUAGAUUACGAUAAAGAUUCAGAUAUUCGUGUAAAUAGCUUCGACGAGACAUACGAUGAUGACUAUAACACAGAAUUUAUAUUCGCCGAUGCUAAUGAUAGGAUCAAGCGCGACGAGAAGAAAUCAACUAUAUUCGAGAUUACAAAUCGAAUUUUUAAGACAAAUAACAAUAAACUUGACACUAAGGAUCUGAACGGCGCGAAAAUCUAUACAACUGUGCCCACAACGUGUUCGAAAGACGAUAACACAACGGCGAAUUUAAUUAAAGAUAUUUUACACAUAUUUCAAAAUAAUAAAAAGGAUGACAAUAAAAACAAUAGGCACCGAAGGUUCAGUCCGUUGAAGCGUUUGAAAAACAUUUUUCGUGUUAAAACCGAUGAGAAAUACACGAAUGUAAAUUACAAUAUUCAUGAUUAUGAACUUAUGACAACUGAUCCGGACGUCACUCCCAUGAAGUACCACACACCGGCAAGCGUUGAAGAUAUUAUAGAGCAAAUACCUAAUAUAACUGCUGAUGAGUCUUUUAGCACGAAGAUUAAUGAGCACGCAGAGAUGGAGCAAGCAGCAGAUACAAAGGGAACUCAAGCUCUCCCAGAAUUCAAUGGAAUUAAGAAAGACGCAUAUUUUCGAAUAGAUGACUUUCACGUGAGCACCACGAACAAAUUGAAAACGAAGCCCAGAAAAGUGUACGAGGACAGUCUGAUGAAUGUAAAUGUCAAAACUGUGACCGCUCCCCGUGAAUGGCUACAAGCGGAUCAAGGAAACGAAGCAUACACCAAACAAAAGGAAUACAACGUGCAAGUACCCGAUCGAGAUAUUGUAUUUAAACAGUCGCAACUAGACAAGAUUCCUCUAGCAGUAAUAGACAAGGGUGUAGACGAAUCUAAUCGAGUUGCAGAAAAACCACAAGUUUACGAACCGAUCGACGGAGAUUACAACGAGAACCGUCCCAAUGGCACGUUGAAUUUGGAAUAUAGUUUGUUCAGAUUUAAAAAUGCAGCUAGAGAUUUUAAUAGGAGUCAAAAAUCUACGCCUUUCCCACUAGAUGAGGUGAAACCACAGGAAAUGGAUAAAAAGUUUACGCCGCCCGACUAUUUUGGGGAUCUGCUAAUCUGGCAUAAUGAUAUACUAAAUUCUGAUGAGGUACCGACGCCUUGGAAGGACGCUGUAUUCAAUUUCGAACAUUCCGAAUACAAAAUACCUAAAGUUGAUUAUUUGAAAGAAGGCAAAGACUAUUUAAAGUCGCUUGAAAGUAAAGACAAUAGUGCUAAAGAAGAAAAUGCCAAAUUUAAAACAAAAAUCAAUGAAAUUUCCAAUAAGGCGGCCAGGAAAGUUAAGAAUACUGAACUUUCUCAGAAAUUUGAUCAAGUCAAGAAUGAUUUCGAUGGAAAACAAAAUAGUUUUAACGAUUUUGUGAAUAAUAGGGGCCUUACAAAAGCUCAAGUUUUGAUUAAAACUAGUGAGAGGGUAGGAAAUAGAAGAACAAAUAGUGCAAAGAGCGUCCCGAGCAGGGACUCCGCUAUCCUGGUGGACACAACCCUCCUCUCAUACGAUGAUGACGUUGGCUUCCUGACCAACAGCUUGAGGCAGACCGCCAAGAAUUCACCAAGAAGCAGAAUAUAUUCGAAGAAACCGGACGCUACAUCGGUCAUCACCAAGACGAACCGACAACCAGUUCAGUAUUUUACAACACCUCUUCCGAUGACGAUGAAUGACUUCGAGAAAUUCCUGAAGGACAACAGUCUGGAUGUGGAAUCUGUAACGUCUCCCAUAACGGACCUGCCCACUGACGACGCUGAAACACAGAAGGCCAAGAGAAUGAAAGCAAUCAAUCAAGAAAUCAACGACGACAAUAAUAUAAAGAUGGAUCCAGAAAAUGUCUUCAAUUAUUUAGAUUAUUUAGAAAGUGGUUUAUUUGAUGACGGCGAUGCAGAAUUGUAUAGGGACAAAAGGCAAACUAGUGUAGAUGAGGAUUUUGAUAACGGAAACGAUAGGUCAAAAGGGACCACAGCAACUGAUGAUUUGUCAAAGAAGGAUUUCGAUAUAACGAUAAUUAAUGUUGACGACAAAAAAGCCGCUCAACAUGACGCGGCCGAUUCGCAAGUGCUCGACAAAGCAGAAUCGACUACGGAACAGAUUAACGCAAAGACGGGAAUGUCGAAUUUGAACAAAAUCGAGAAAGCAGCUAAAGAGUUUGACUUCUUUAAGAAACUACACAACAAUCAAAUGUACAAUCGUUUGUUUCCUAAAAACAAUAAAAUCGAGAAUACCGCUGGAGUUCUAGAAGCCACUACUAAAACAAUUAUGGCUUCUGAAGAACUAUUUCAGAAGCUGCCCAUUAAACUGGGCAAUGACCCGAAAAGAGUACGGAUUAGUAGCCACAGCUAUAAAUACGAUAUCAUCUAUCAUCGGCCGAAGAAGAACCAGAAGGGGAAAGGAGAAAUAAGUGCAGUCAAUCCUAUCUCGGAAGUAACCUACUGCACCGAGAUUGAGGAAGAGGAACAAAAUAGCGAUGACAACAUUUUCAGUCUUCCUAAAAGGAGUCGCGUGAGGGGAAAUACCGAAGGAUUUACUAACGAUGUCAUUGAAACAAGUGUUAUGCCAAUAGAAGAGUUUGACGUAAAGCUUGCUGAUAGACACAAACGCGAUGCGAAAAAUCAGACAUUCACAGCUAGAGAUGUAGCGGCCAUAGAGGUGAUCAUCGAUCUGAUAAAGAACACUGAAGACAAACACACCACGCAACCAGACCUGGACGAUGUCGCUUCGAAAUAUCCUGUCAAUUUGAGUAAUUCCAUUCAAGUACACAUUGGAGUUCCGGGAGCUUUUAUUAGUGACAAAAAGAGGUCGUUAGAACCGAAUAAAGUCAGGAAGGUCUUUUCGGCCAGAAUGCUGACCCCGGUCGACGUUGUGUAUCAAGUUAAUUCGUUUGAUACGAACGAUGUGACUUCUAAAACAGUUGAAGAGCACCCGAGUUUAUUGCCAGGCGUUUAUCUGCUAGUUGAUAGUUCUUAUCCAGAAAGUUUCGCUCUGAAACCGGUCGCAGCUAGCUCGGAUAAAAACGUUAAACGUCCGAAUGUCACGGUCGAAACUGCCACCAGCGCACCGCCCAACGCCAUAUCAAAGGUGACUUUGAGUAAAGAUUUAAUUUCCGCAAUCAAUAAGCAACUGAUGCAGCUGUACAAUAAUCUAACAACGGCCACAAAAGACAAAAAUGCUACAAAACAUCGUAAGAAACGAAGUAUUAAUUGGAAAGCAAUCAAAAAGUAUUUUGGAUACGACCGAGUGUGCAAUUGUAAAUGUAAAGCCAACAAAACUAUGUGCAGGGCGUGCGCGGCUAGCGACGCCGUCAUAAAAGAGCUACUGUUUGAAUUUGACAACCUGGGCAGGUACAUGCGCGAGCAUUGCACUGAAAUCCAAACGUAUUUCUGGAUGAAUCCAAGCGGCGGAAAAAAAUUGAAAGAUUCCGUUCACAAUAUUGAUAAGGACUUGCAUGAUUAUUACAAGAGGGUCAAAGGUAAGUGCCAAGGGCGCACAUGUGAUGCAAUGGGCAUUAUAGACAAGAGAGACCUGGUGAGAAGUGAUACUUUGAAAAGUAAAGACCCAGGGGUGAUCUUUGUUAAGAAAUUAGAACAAUUAGCGAGAGAUGUGAAUGUGGCCUGUAAAACUGCGACGUGUUACAAUGAGAAGCUUAUCAAGGGAAGCAAACGACUCUUCGAUGCGGUCGCCAAUUGUAUAUCUAGUAAGUCCUUCGAGAAGAGGUCUGAUUGUAAAAAUGAAAGUUAUUCCGUUGAAAAUAUAAGCGUUAAUAUAAUUUGUAACGAUGCUAAAACGAGUGUUGAUGAUUCUAAUGACUUCACUUCGAAUAGCCUCGAUACGAUAACAGAAAAUUAUAACUCCGUUAAUUGGAAUAUAAAGAAAAGAAAUGGAAAAAAACAUAAGGGAAUCAAAGGUUUAUUUAAAACAAAACACAAAUUAGGUGCAUCGAACGACGAAAUGACAAAACAAAUUGAUAUUGGGAAGAGAGAAAUCAAUCAAAUCGAUUCUCCAUUAAUAUCGGACGCCGGUGGUAAUUUCUGGAAUGAUUACAUCAAUAGGAUCACUAGAGAUGAUAAGUCAGCUGACGAGAAUUAUAUUCCUACUAUUGGUGUUGGUAUCACUGUAGUACAAGAUGAUAUAGAGGAAAAUAAAAAUUACCUAUCCAACGUUGAUGGCAGUUCAACACACAAAGAUGACGGCAACAAUGAAAAUGUUUUUCCUAGUGUUGGCAGUACAGUUAUACAAGCUAGAGCUGUCACGGCAGAAGCUGGCAACGGAUUUACAGAGAGAACAAAAAUACCUGAACUUUCUGGUGUAAAUGACUCAUUCGAUGAUGAUCCCGAAACAGCUGACAUAACGAGUAAUAUCAAGGAGCUAUUGAAACUUUUCGAUACGUUAAUAAGCGUUGGAAAAGACACAGAAAUAUCUGAAUAUGCAAACGAAAUUACAACUCCAUCAUUUAGCACGGCUAGCUUCAAACUGAAUACUACACCAAUUGUAGCCCAAAAAAUUACACACCCUAUAACCGCUAAACAAACAUUACAGUAUACAGAAAAACCUAGCACAGAAAAAAAGCAAAUACAUACGUUAACAAGUCAAAUACCAGUCGAAGAUAGAUCAGAUAUAACCGACCCCAGAUCUACACUUACAACAACUACACACGUUGCACAGACAACUGCUUCAAAAGCGCCACUGGAUAAUAUGAAAACAAGAAAGGAUUAUAUUAAAAACAUUACCGAAAAUAGUACUGAGUCCAGUGACGAUACUUUGAUAGUAAUAAACGAAGUAAAACGUGAUAAAUGCAAGAAUCUAUUGCUUGCGAUCAUAGACUUUGAGAUUAACAAAUUGAAUCGCGAAUGGAUUGAGUGCGCCAACGGUGAAUUAUACAAACGGAGACGAUGCAGUGAGGAAGAUGAUAAGAAAAUUGGAAUUGAGAACAUACGCACAAAUUUGGUAAAUGCGAAUGCGAACAGGAACAUCACGACUGAAAAAACUUCUGAAAAAUCAAAGAGUACAUCUCAUAAUGUAAAAGUUAAAGGGAUUUUCAAUAAAAUCGCCAAUAAACUAGCGAAUAAAGUGGCCCGAGGAACUAGAAAAGGAGACAGCUGAUUCAGAUCACAUACAAAAAGUGAAACCAAGAAGAAUUCAAUAAACAUAAUUGAUUAUAAGCUCGGUAGCUUAAUGAAAUAUCUCCUAAUAGUUUUAAAAUAAUAUUUAUUAAUGCCGGUUGUGUUUUGAUAUUCUGUGCACUCCCAUUUAACAUAACUAAAGCUGAUAUUUAUUCGGUAAUUUUAAUGUUGGUCUAAAAUGCUCCUAGGUUGUCUGUAUGAUUGUUUUUAGAUGUAGAUGUAAUGUUUAAGAGGUGCGUUUUAUUUUGUAAGUGUUAUAUUUAAUUUUAUUGUCGAUUACGUGUUUGCGAAUGAAAUUGUUUUCAUAUUUGACAUAAGUUUUAAUAAAUGUAGUUGUAUUUUAAAAAA
This is a messenger RNA of Bombyx mori (domestic silkworm), 7941 nucleotides long. RefSeq lists its product as uncharacterized. Lineage: Eukaryota; Metazoa; Arthropoda; Insecta; Lepidoptera; Bombycidae. The coding region runs from base 119 to 7573 and encodes 2484 amino acids. The transcript has 13 exons. The record is from RefSeq and is a predicted model, not a curated record.